AUGAGUUCUGCAUCAAAACGACAAAGAGCAAAUCACGAUAGGAUCAGUGGGUUGCCAGAGCCAGUUCUGUGUCAUAUUUUGUCAUUUCUUGAUACCGUUGAUGCAGUUAAAAACAGCAUUUUGUCCAGGAUAUGGAGACACACCUGGACCUCAGUUGGUGAUCUCGAAUUUCAUGAUUCGUUGUGUCCUAACAGAAGGUCUAAAAGAGCUAAACUAGCACAUAUGAAAUCCUUUGUGGAUUUUAUGAACAGGGUUCUGAUGCUCCAUAAACACCCCUACAUCGAGAGGUUGAGUCCUACACUGAAUAAUGCAUAUUCUACUUCUGACAUAAACUCAUGGAUAUCGGCUGCAGUAACACAUAAUGUUGAGGAGCUUACUCUUUCCAUCCGAAUUGAAUGUACUCUUCAGCUUCCUAAAAUUCUUUUUACUUGUGAAUCUUUAAAGGUUAUGAAGAUUGAUUCUAGAAUUGAAUCCUUAAAGUUUCUAAAGCUUUAUUCUAGAAUUGAGGUCAAGAUUCCAAAAUUUGUAUGUCUUCCGAGUCUCAAGGUCAUACAUCUUGAAUCUCUCCAUUAUUCUAGUGUGAAGAGGCUAUCAUCUAGCUGCAAAGUUCUUGAAGGAUUGAUAAUCAAGGGAUAUUCUGAGAAUCUCAUUGAUUACAGUUCUCGACGCUUUGAUAUUGAGGUUAAAAAUUUACGCUCAGUAGUUGAAGCAACUCUUGAUCUUUGGUCGAUAUAUGACAUUGCCCCUGAAACAUUUAGGGCUCAGAUGGCUCAGAUUCUGAGAAUCUCAGCAAAUCUAAAAGUCCUAAUAAUUGAUAAGAGUUCUUGUCACCCAAUUCCUUGUGAGGCUUUGGAUGAGGAACAAUCUGUGCCUCGGUGCUUGACAUCAUCUCUUGAGAGAUUUGAAUUCGCACGAUUUAGUGGUGGUGCAGAAGAUAUGGGAAUGCUGGAAUAUAUCCUGGGAAGUGCAAAGAUACUGAAGACAACAGAAUCUCAACUCAGUUUAAGUAUUAUGAUAGGCAAGAAUCUGAACAAGAGCUUCUGA
Molecule: messenger RNA, 1044 nt
Organism: Ricinus communis (castor bean)
Lineage: Eukaryota; Viridiplantae; Streptophyta; Magnoliopsida; Malpighiales; Euphorbiaceae
Product: F-box protein At4g09920-like
Exons: 4
Coding region: 1-1044 (347 amino acids)
Molecular function (GO): protein binding
Source: RefSeq, a predicted model, not a curated record